AUCAUUUCUCGCACUCUCACUAAAUUUGACGUCCUAAGUAAUCCCUGAGUGACUCUGAAACAUACACGGCAUUUCUCGCGAGCUCGGGGCUGCGGACGGCUCGAGCUGCUGCGUUACCGGCUACGACACCUCAGUGUAAACAGCCAUGGCUGCCCUUCGCAGGUUUAUACGUUCACUCGCUUACGGCUCCAAAGCAGGGACUCACACUGUUACGGGGAAACAGCAGACAUCCCCAGGGGGGACAAAAGCGCUGAAAGUCAUCGCGGCCGGAGCCUGCGUCGCCGCUGCGGCCGCCGGUGCUGCUUAUUACUGCUGCCCGUAUGUCGGUAGGCGUUCUGGACUGAAGAGCCACGUCGAGGCUCGACUCUUUCAUCUGGCGCUGCCAUCAGUUUCUGCCACCGAUGAGGCCAGGAGCUAUAGUCUGGAUGAUGGAGACGUGUACAUGUCAUGCUAUGAAAACAGAUUCCGCCUUUUCAGUUCGGUGGAGUUCGAGGGCCAGCUCUACAUGACGCCACUCAACUUCAUUGAAUCCAUUACUCUGAAUGAACCCAAGAGUAGGAGAGCACGGAAGUCCCUCACAAAAAAGGAAUUAGACAAGAUGCUGGCCUAUACCCCACCUGUUUGGAAAGGAUCAUCUAAUUUGUUUAGAAAUCUACGUGAACAAGGUGUCAUCAGUUACACAGAGUAUCUCUUCCUGCUCUGCAUUUUAACAAAGCCCCAUGCAGGCUUCAGGAUUGCCUUCAACAUGUUUGAUGCAGAUGGGAAUGAAAUGGUGGACAGAGAGGAGUUCUUGGUGUUGGAAGAAAUUUUCCGUAAGAAAAAGGACAGAAAGGAAGUUGCUGAAGAUGUGCAAAGAUUUGACCAGGAGGUUCUUAAAAAAGACAGUCAGCAUGUGGAGGCCCGGGGCAUGUGGGAUGUUCUCAGACGAGGCACAAGUCAAGUUCUGUUUUCUGAUCUCACAGAGCACAUGGACGAGAAGAAAGAGACGACGCUGCUGGUGCAUUUCUUUGGGAAAAAAGGCAAAGCCGAGUUGAAAUUUGAAGAUUUUUACCAGUUCAUGGACAACCUGCAGACAGAGGUGCUUGAGAUAGAGUUCCUCUCCUAUUCCAAAGGCCUGCCCAUCAUCAGCGAGGAAGACUUUGCUCGGAUCCUUCUUCGCUACACCAACGUGGAUGAUGUCAGCGGGUAUUUGGAGAACUUGCGCCACAGCAUGCCGGAUGAAAAGGGAAUCACCUUUGAGGAGUUCAGGUCCUUCUUCCAGUUCCUUAACAACUUGGAGGAUUUUGCCAUCGCCAUGCAAAUGUACAAUUUUGCCAACCGCUCCAUCGGUCAAGAGGAGUUUACCCGCGCCGUCUACGUUGCUACGGGCAUCAAACUGACCCGCCACUUGGUUAACACAGUCUUCAAGAUCUUCGAUGAGGAUCAUGACGAUAAACUCAGUCACAAAGAGUUCAUUGGUGUCAUGAAGGACCGACUGCACCGUAGAGACGGGGCCGUCAGAGUGGAGGAGAAGUUCAACUCUUUUAAGUCCUGCAUGAAGAAGGAGCUCUCAGGCAAAUAGGAAAGCAGAUGAGUCCUUUUAUCAAAAUGGUGAAAAUCCCAUCAUUGGCGCGUGUCUUAUCUACUGGAGGAGCCGUGUGUCUGUUUGUGUGUGUGUGUUCCUCUUGUAUGUUUUCUAGCAGGGCAGAAGGGUUAAAGCAUGUUGCAGCAUCUGUCAAAAGUUUUAAAAUGAACAGGAUGUGGUACAAACGAAAUGUUAUCAGCCUAAUGGGAAGCUGUUUGCAAGUGGUCAAACAAACCAGGAUGACUCAUUAUGAAACUAAUGAGAAAAUCCAAUUAGUGUUAGUGGUGCAGUACUCUAAAUUGGACAAAUUAAUUCAUCUAACUGCUUUGGCCUGUUCAGAAGAUAUAAUUUAUUAAUUCAUCUACUUAUAAAUGUAUUUAUCACUUUGCUAUUUUUAAUCCUGAUUUUAUUUAUUUAUCUGAAAGUCCAUUGUCUUAUUACUGCUCUGCCAGUGUGUGUUGUACAGUCUGAUCCUGUACGCCGGCAGCAUUGCUCACACACUUUGUCCUUCAGUCGGCUCUGCAGCCCCCUGCACAGAUCAGUUAAAGGCUGCACCUCCUCCGACUCCUCCCCGUCCUCCCCCUCACUCCCAAAGCGCUGCAGCUCAAAUCCUCCCGCAUCCCCCAGAGCCAGCAGGCCUGAACAAACUCACUGAGUCUGUGGCUUUUUCACUGUUUAACUACAGGCAGCUAACAGUGUUAAUUAUUUCUUGGCUAGUAAAGACAAGUGCUAUUUUCAUACCACUGCCAGGGAAGACCUCUUUAUGGUUAAAUGUGCAGAAUAUUGAAGCCAUAUGUUUCUUUCACUUUUAGGACACAGCUUGAAUUGGUGUUGGUUUUAAAGAAGGGGCGUAUUAAAGUGACCUUCCUUGUAGGCUCUGUGAAAGAGGAGUUUGUACUUUAGGUUUUUCUUUGUAGAAAUCCUCACAUACUACUAUAUGCUGUGCUACUGAGGAAUUCUUGAUGACUGGUUCAAUGUUAGACUCAAUGGAUUUGGAUUUCAGACUACGUCCUGUUUUAAUUUUUGGAUCUUUGAAUUAGUUAGCCUACCUCUUGAAGAGUUUCAGAAACU
Molecule: messenger RNA, 2635 nt
Organism: Scatophagus argus
Lineage: Eukaryota; Metazoa; Chordata; Actinopteri; Scatophagidae
Gene: micu3b
Product: mitochondrial calcium uptake family, member 3b
Exons: 15
Coding region: 146-1561 (471 amino acids)
Biological process (GO): calcium import into the mitochondrion; mitochondrial calcium ion homeostasis
Cellular component (GO): uniplex complex
Molecular function (GO): calcium ion binding
Source: RefSeq, a predicted model, not a curated record